Molecule: messenger RNA, 1440 nt
Organism: Cinara cedri
Lineage: Eukaryota; Metazoa; Arthropoda; Insecta; Hemiptera; Aphididae
Source: the annotation of a GenBank genome assembly
AUGGCAUCAACAAUAAUUGAUGAUCUUCCAACACAUAUUGAAAUGCAACUAACCAAAUCAUUAAAUGAAGUUUUGGCAAAAGAAAAUCUCAUUACUAUUGAUGAAGAUUUAUCUCUACAUAGGGUAAAAGUUUUGACAAUGCUAAAUAAUUUAUUUAAAGAAUGGACACGUGAAGUAAGUAUGGUAAGGGAUUUACCAAAUAUUAUUAAAUAUAAUGUAGGAGGAUUAUUUUGUACUUUUGGAUCGUACCGUCUUGGAGUACACCAUAAAGAUGAUGAUAUUGAUGUAAUCAUCAUUGUUCCUAGACAUAUAACCAGAGUUGAUUAUUUUUCAACGUUUUAUAAUAAAUUAAAAAAAAACCCUGCUAUACGGUAUGUAAGAGCUAUAGAAACAGCUUUUGUUCCUGUGAUUAAAAUGGUGAUACUAGGAAUUGAAAUUGAUAUGUUGUUUGCGUCUUUGGAUUUAAAAGAAGUGGACAAAAAUAUUAAUUUGGAACGAGACGAUUUACUGAGAAAUUUGAAUGCCAAAUGUGUACGCAGUUUAAACGGUUGUCGGGUCGCAAAUUCGAUUUUACGAUUAGUUCCAAAUCGAAAAACAUUCCAGAAAACAUUGAUCGUCAUUAAAUUAUGGGCUAAACGUAAAAGAGUUUACUCAAGUAUUUUGGGAUACCUCGGAGGUAUUUCUUGGGCAAUAUUAGUGGCAAGAAUAUGUCAAUUGUAUCCAAAUUCAACGCCCGUUACUUUGGUACGCAAUUUUUUUGUGAUUUUUUCUAAAUGGGACUGGCGUCAACCAGUUUUGUUACAACCAUUGUAUCGCGUGGAUCUUGGAUAUCCAGUUUGGGACUCAAAAACAAACAAGUCGGACAGUACUCAUGUUAUGCCUAUUAUAACUCCAGUUUAUCCUCAACAAAAUUCAACUUAUAAUGUAUCUAAAUCUACAUUAAACAUCGUACGUAAGGAAUUUAAAACUAGUUUAAACAUAAUAACAAGAGGAAUUAUAGCUGGAGAAUUUAAUUGGACGACAUUUUUUCAACCAUCAAAAUUCUUCACAAAGUAUAAAUAUUUCUUAUCCAUAAUUGUACUUGCAAAAUGCGACGAAGAUUUAUUUGAAUGGAGAGGUUUUGUCAAAUCAAAACUGCGUUUCCUGCCCGUGUUUUUAGAACGAGAUGCGUGUGUGCGAAAAUCUCAUUUGAAUCCGGAUCAAUUUGUGCUACCAGCUGAAAUGUCACAAGGCAAGCCAUCAUCAGUUUGGUUUAUUGGUCUUGAAACAACAAAGUGCAAUGGCAAGAAUGCUAAUUUAGACUUAAGCACACAUAUUCGAGAUUUUUGCUUGCUACUAAUCAGAACUAGAACUAAAGCUAGAGAUGGAAUGGAAAUUCAAGUUAAUCAUUUAAAACAAAAAGAUCUGAAAGAUUAUGUACCUAACGAGUUAAAUAAUUAA